Messenger RNA from Meloidogyne enterolobii, 561 nucleotides. The record is from the annotation of a GenBank genome assembly. Lineage: Eukaryota; Metazoa; Nematoda; Chromadorea; Rhabditida; Meloidogynidae.
AUGAAUAACAAACGGUUUUUAAUUUUUAUUCAAAAAUAUUUUUUAAAUUUUAGGGCAUAUAAAGACGAGGAAGUUUUUCCAUCAGAAUUAACACUUAUUUCUUGGAAUGUUGAUGGACUCGAUGAUCGUCAGAGAGAAAAGCGCUUUACCGCUGCUCUUUAUAUUAUUGCGAAAACAAAUCCAGAAGUAAUUUUCUUGCAAGAAAUGGUUGAACCUUUAAUGCCUCAACUUAAUGGAUUGAUGUCUCCAAUGUACAACACUUUUAUUCAAAAACCAAAUUGUGGAUAUUUUUGUAUAACUUUGGUUAGCAAGAAUAUUAAAAUAAUAAAAGACGAAUUUAUUCCUUUUGAUAAUACAACAAUGGGUAGAGGAAUGUUAAUUGUUGAGGGCAUUUGGCAAAAUUUAAAGAUAAAUCUUUUAAAUUCACAUUUGGAGUCUACGGCUGAUUAUUCAAAUGCUAGAAGUUCUCAAUUUUCUAAAUGUCUUGAACAAAUUGAGUUAAUGACAAAAUCUGAUGAAACACUUGCAAUUUUUGGUUGGAAAUUUGCCAGAAUCAAUUAA